CUUUACUGUUACUUCUGAAGGAAGUAGCCAAUAUGAUUUCACUGAUACUUCUGAAGAGCAUAGCCAAGAUGGUUUCACCAUUGAUGAAAUUGCUCUUGCAAAUGCUUUUGCAAAUACUCAACUCUUACUUGAUGAAAACAAUAAUAAUUAUGGCUAUAAAGAAAAUAAUAAUUAUGAAGAUAGUAAUGAAGACAUUAAUGAAAAUAAUGAAAAUAUUGAUAACAAUGAAAAUACUAAUGAUAAUGAUAAUGAUGAUGUAGAAGUUGAACAAACAUCUGACUGA
This is a messenger RNA of Racocetra fulgida, 283 nucleotides long. The record is from the annotation of a GenBank genome assembly. NCBI's taxonomy places the organism in Eukaryota, Fungi, Glomeromycota, Glomeromycetes, Diversisporales, Gigasporaceae.